CGCCCUCCUCUCCUGGCAUCCUUGCCAAGCGUCUCGCUAUCCAAGAUAGGCGAAGAGGAGAUGACGAUCGCAUCAUCCGUCAAGCUCGCCGGCGGCACGCUGUCGGUCCGCGGUAGGACGGUGCUGUCCGGCGUGCCAGCCGCCGUGGCGGCGUCCUCUGCGGCAGCGGCCGGAGCGGUCGACGGGGUCUUCAUUGGCGCCGACCUCGCCGAGCCGGCGUCCCGCCACGUCAUCUCCCUCGGCACCUUAAGGGGCGUGCGUUUCAUGGCGUGCUUCCGGAGCAAGCUAUGGUGGAUGUCGCAGCGGAUGGGGGACAAGGGCGGCGAUGUCCCGCACGAGACGCAGUUCCUGCUCGUGGAGUCUAGGGGCGCCGGUGGCGAGGACGAGGCGGCGGCUGCGUACGUCGUGUUCCUCCCGCUGGUGGGGGGCGCGUUCCGGGCCAGCCUCCAGGGCGGCGCCGGCGACGCGCUGGAGCUCUGCGUCGAGAGCUGGGACGACGACACGCGCGCGGCGUCCGUCGAGCGCGCGCUCUUCGUGGGCGCCGUGGCGUCGGACCCCUUCGCGGGCGUCGCGGGCGCCGUCGCCGCCGCCAGGUCCGCGCUCAAGACGUUCCGGGUCCACGCCGAGAAGAAGCUCCCGGGCAUCGUGGACUACUUCGGGCGGUGCACCUGGGAGGCUGGGACGCCUUCUACCAGGACGUCACGCAGGAGGGCGUCGAGGCCGGGCUCCGCAGCCUCGUCGCCGGCGGCGCGCCGCCCAAGUUCGUCAUCAUCGACGACGGCUGGGCGCUGGCAGUCCGUCGGCACGGACCAGCCCGGCCCCGACGACCACGCCGGAGAGGCCACGCGGCUGCGCCUGCCUCGGCUCACCGGUAUCAAGGAGAACAGCAAGUUCCAGAACGUGGAGGACCCGGCCGCCGGCAUCAAGACGGUGGUGCGCGCGGCGAAGGAGGAGUACGGGCUCAAGUACGUCUUCGUCUGGCACGCCAUCACCGGCUACUGGGGCGGCGUCCGUCAGGGCGCCGCCGGGAUGGAGCGCUACCGCUCCAGCAUGCAGUUCCCCAAGAUCUCGCCGGGCGUCGCCGAGAACGAUCCCGGCAUGACGACCGACUGGAUCACCGCCCAGGGGGUCGGCCUGGUGCACCCCCGCGCCGUGUACCGGUUCUACGACGAGCAGCACGCGUACCUCGCCGCCGCCGGGGUCGACGGCGUCAAGGUGGACGAGCAGUGCAUCCUGGAGACGCUCGGCGCCGGCCACGGAGGCCGCGCGCAGCUCACCAGGCAGUACCACCAGGCGCUCGACGCGUCCGUCGCCAAAAACUUCCCCGAGAACGGCAUCAUCGCGUGCAUGAGCCACAACACCGACGCCCUCUACUGCUCGAAGCAGACGGCGGUGGUGAGAGCGUCGGAUGAUUUCUUCCCGAGGGACCCCGCGUCGCACACGAUCCACAUCGCCGCGGUGGCGUACAACAGCGUGUUCCUCGGCGAGUUCAUGCUCCCGGACUGGGACAUGUUCCAUUCCCUCCACCCCGCCGGCGAGUACCGCGGCUCGGCCCGUGCGAUCAGCGGCGGCCCCGUCUAUGUCAGUGAUGCCCCCGGGAAGCACGACUUCGAGCUGCUGAAGAAGAUCGUCUUGCCGGACGGCUCGGUGCUCCGCGCGCGCCUGCCUGGCCGGCCGGGCGACCAAGGACUGCUUGUUCACCGACCCGGCACGCGACGGCGUCAGCUUGCUCAAGAUAUGGAACAUGAACAAGUUCACCGGCGUCCUCGGGGUGUACAACUGCCAGGGCGCGGCGUGGAGCUUCGUGGAGAAGAAGACCACGUUCCACCACGCUGGCGUCGGCGCCCUGACCUGCGGCGUGAAGAGCAGCGACGUCCACCUCGUCUCCGAGGCCGCGACGGACCCCGAUCAGUGGAGCGGCGACUGCGCCGUGUAACCUCCCGCCUCCCCGAGGCCGGGCCCGUUUACAUCUGGCAGUUUUCUAGGACAUAGACUGUCCUCACAGAUCAACACUAGUCUUUUCUGCACACAUCUGCCUGCUCAUCCUGUAACGUCCCGCCUCCCCGAGGCCGGGCCCGCUUACAUUUGGCUGCUUUCUAGGACAUAGAGUGUCAUCACAGACCAACACCAGUCAGCUUUCUAGGACAUAGACUGUCCUCACAGACCAACACCAGUCUUUUCUGCACACAUCUGGCUGCUCAUCCUGUAACGUCCCGCCUCCCCGAGGCCGGGCCCGCUUACAUCUGGCUGCUUUCUAGGACAUAGAGUGUCCUCACAGACCAACACCAGUCUUUUCUGCACACAUCUGGCUGCUUUCUAUGACAUAGACUGUUCUCACAGACAACACUAAUCUUUUCUGCACACUUUGUUCUCACUCCAUCUGGCUGCUUUCUAGGACAUAAUCUGGCUGCUUUCUAGGACAUAGACUGUCCUCACAGAAGAACAUCAGUCUUUUCUGCACACUUUGUUCUCACUCGUGCGCAUCCGAGAAAAAACUUCCCGGUCGGUCACCCAUCCCCAAAUUUCUCCGGACCAAGCACGUUUAACCUCGGAGUUCUUUGGAGACCGGCCGUGUCGCCCAUCAAGGACCUGGCACCCGGGUUCAGGUUCGCCCCGAUCGGGCUGGUCGACAUGUUCAACAGCGGCGCGGCGGUCGAAGGCCUGACCUACCACCUCCUCGACGGGGGGCAAGCUCGUCGGCGGUCGGCGACGCCGGCUCCGCUUGUAGAUCAGAGGAGGCCGUCGGAUUGGCGUGCAUGGAAGUGCGGGGGCGUGGCAGGUUCGGCGCCUACGCUUCUGUCAGGCCUAGGAGGUGCAUGGUGGGGUCGGUUGAGAUGGAGUUCUCCUACGACCCUUCGUCCGGGCUGGAGACCCUGCAGCUGGAGGAGAUGCCCGGGGAGAGGGUUCACAAGAUUGUCGUCGAGUUGUAGACUUGCGGUGCGGUAGCAUCAGCAAUCCAGAACACCAUAUGUACUACUCCCUCCGUCUUUUAGAAUACAACUAUCUCUUUCUCUUCCUGGGAGUCUCACCAAUUUUAUAUAAAAUAAUAUUAAUAUUUAUGUUUGUUCUCGA
Panicum virgatum (switchgrass) is the source of this 3072-nucleotide messenger RNA. RefSeq names its product probable galactinol--sucrose galactosyltransferase 6. The coding region runs from base 61 to 1992 and encodes 643 amino acids. The record is from RefSeq and is a predicted model, not a curated record. Lineage: Eukaryota; Viridiplantae; Streptophyta; Magnoliopsida; Poales; Poaceae. The transcript is spliced from 6 exons.